Prunus armeniaca (apricot) is the source of this 804-nucleotide messenger RNA. The record is from the annotation of a GenBank genome assembly. NCBI's taxonomy places the organism in Eukaryota, Viridiplantae, Streptophyta, Magnoliopsida, Rosales, Rosaceae.
AUGGACGAAGUUCCUGAAGAAAUCCGCCCCAAGAGAACAAAAAGAUGGAUGGAAGCAACGCCAGGGGACAAUUACAUUCCUGAAGAAGUCAUUCACGACAUCCUGCUGCGCUUGCCCAGCAAAUCUCUACUCAAAUGCACCACAGUGUGCAAGUCAUGGAGGUCUCUGAUCCGAAGCUCUGCCUUCAUUCACACCCACCUCAGCCACGCAAUCAUCAAAUCCAAUAACCAAAACGAUGACGCUCAGCUCCUCCUGCUACAGUCUUCCAAUGCAACUCUGUCAUUGCAUUGGGAUCGCAGCCCUUCAUUAGGCACUGUUUCUGCGUCUCAGUAUGAUCCUAGAAGUUAUUCAUUUGGCUAUGAUUCGCGUACCGACGACUGUAAGGUUUUGAGAUUUGUAAGAGAAAGGCGUGUUUCUUGUGCAGUUGAGCUUUGUUCCUUAGCAAGGGGCUCCUGGAGGAGUGUUGUUACUCCAAACUUCGUCGAUGAAAUGCUUCCCAGUACAAUGUUUGGCCCUGUGAUUGAACCGGCUUUUGUUAAUGGUGCCAUGCAUUGGAUUCAGGAUCGUGUGGAUGAGAAUGUGAUUUUGUCUUUUGAUUUGUCCACUGAAUCAUUUGGCAAGAUCCUGUUGCCCAAUGCAGAUUCGAGAAUCAAAUUUAGGAUGUUUGUAGAUUUUUACUGUGUUUCAAGAUGCGGAGACUCCCUUGCCUUCUUUGAGAAUAAUAGAAUUCGGAGUACUGCCUUGGUUUCUUUAAUGGAAAUGCGCAGCAGUUCAAUGAUAGUGGUUACUUUCACUUGUGGGUGA